GUCAACCCGUUACCCAUCCCCUCCCUCCCACUUCACGUCGCUCACCGGCCUUGGCGACUAUCAUCAUGGCUGACGCGUCGAAGCCCAUCCAGUUCUGCGAGCACUUGCAGCUCUCAAGCUUGGGCAUACAACCUGCGUCCAUCUCCUUUCAGACAUUGACGUUAGAGUCCGACCACUUUAUUUGCGUACGAGAGAAGGUUAAUGAACAAAAUCAAGUCGUUAUAAUUGACCUCGCGGACGCCAACAAUGUUCUACGAAGACCGAUCACCGCCGACUCCGCAAUAAUGCAUCCUUCCAAGAAAAUCCUGGCGUUGAAGGCUGGCCGGACGCUUCAAAUUUUCAACAUCGAGACCAAGCAGAAGGUGAAGUCCCAUUCCAGCAACGAAGACAUCGUGUUUUGGAAAUGGGUGUCCGAGACGACGAUCGGUAUGGUCACCGAUACGGCUGUGUACCAUUGGUCAAUAGCAGACCAAACCACCGCUCCCACCAAGAUCUUCGACCGCCAUCCUACUUUGUCUGGCGCUCAAAUCAUCAACUAUCGCGUCUCGCCUGACGAGAAAUGGUUGGUAUUAAUUGGCAUCGCUGGCAACACCACAAAUCCUUCCGCCUUCAAAGUCAAGGGUGCCAUGCAGCUGUAUAGUAGGGAACGAGGCGUCAGUCAGCCGAUCGAAGGCCACGCCGCGUCCUUUGCCGAGAUCAAAUUAGACGGUCACCAAAAUGUGACGAAGUUGUUCGCAUUCUCCGUCCGGACGGCCACUGGGGCCAAGCUGCAUAUAGUUGAGAUUGAUCACCAAGCACCGGACCCACCGUUUACCAAGAAGGCCAUCGAUGUGUAUUUCCCCCCGGAAGCGACGAAUGACUUUCCUGUCGCCAUGCAAGUGUCAAAGCGCCAUGGCAUUGUUUAUCUGGUGACAAAGUACGGCUUCAUUCAUCUGUACGAUCUGGAGUCGGGAGCAUGCGUCUACAUGAACCGAAUUUCGGGCGAGACCAUCUUCGUUACUGCGGAACACGAAGCAAGCAACGGUAUCAUCGGCGUCAACAAGAAGGGUCAAGUACUCUCCGUCAGCGUUGACGAACAGACUAUCAUUCCUUACAUCCUAACAACUCUUAACAACACCGAGUUGGCCUUCAAGCUCGCUAGCCGUGGAAACCUACCUGGAGCCGACGACUUGUAUGUCAAGCAGUACCAGCAACUCUUCUCCAGCGGCCAGUACAGUGAAGCCGCCAAGAUUGCAGCCAAUUCCCCCAGAGGCAUUCUUCGCACGAAUCAGGUAAUUGAGUCGCUUAAACAAGCCCCUGCUCAAACAGGGGGGCUCUCCCCGAUCCUGCAGUACUUCGGUGUUCUGCUCGAGAAGGGUGAACUCAAUCACCUUGAGUCGCUUGAACUGGCUCGCCCGGUUUUGCAGCAAGGUCGCAAGCAGUUGCUGGAGAAAUGGUUGAAAGAGAACAAGCUUACCUGCAGUGAGGAGCUCGGUGACAUCGUCCGGACGCAUGACAUGACUCUAGCACUGAGCGUUUACCUGAGGGCCAACGUGCCCAAUAAGGUUAUUGCCUGCUUUGCAGAGACCGGUCAGAUCGACAAGAUCGUUUUGUACUCGAAAAAGGUCGGAUACAAUCCGGAUUACGUUGGUCUCCUGCAACACGUCAUGCGCACGAGCCCUGAAAAGGGUGCUGAGCUCGCUGGCCAGCUCGUUAACGACGAGAAUGGCCCCUUGGUCGACAUUGAACGGGUUGUAGAUAUCUUCAUGUCGCAGAACAUGAUCCAACCUGCUACGUCGUUCUUGCUGGACGCUCUCAAGGAGAAUAAACCCGAGCAAGGCCAUCUCCAAACCCGCUUGCUGGAGAUGAACUUAGUUCAUGCUCCUCAGGUCGCCGAUGCUAUUCUCGGCAACGAGAUGUUCUCGCACUACGACAGGCCUCGCAUCGCAAACCUUUGCGAGAAGGCUGGUCUUCUCCAAAGAGCUUUGGAACAUUAUGAGGACCUCGCGGAUAUCAAGCGUGCCGUCGUACACACGAACGCUCUUCAGCCUGAGUGGCUCGUAAACUAUUUCAGCCGCUUGACGACUGAGCAGUCUAUGGCUUGCAUGCAAGAGAUGCUUCGCGUCAACAUCCGUCAGAAUCUCCAGGCUGUCAUCCAGAUUGCAACCAAGUAUUCUGAUAUUCUUGGCCCUGUGAAGUUGAUCGAGAUGUUUGAGUCUUUUAAGACUUUCGAAGGGUUGUACUACUACCUUGGUUCCAUCGUCAACCUCAGCGAGGACCCUGAGGUACAUUUCAAGUACAUUCAAGCCGCCACCCGCACUGGUCAAAUCCGCGAAGUCGAGCGUAUAUGCCGCGAGAGUAACUUCUACAACCCUGAGAAGGUCAAGAACUUCCUCAAGGAGGUUAAGCUUCAGGAUCAACUUCCUCUCAUCAUUGUUUGCGACCGGUUCGAUUUUGUGCACGAUCUCGUUCUCUACUUAUACCAAAACGGCCUCACCAAGUUCAUUGAGGUCUACGUUCAGCGGGUCAACUCUGUCCGUACGCCCCAGGUCAUUGGUGGCUUGCUGGACGUGGACUGUGAUGAAACUACAAUCAAGGGUCUGCUCGCAUCUGUCACUGGCAACUUCCCAAUAGACGAGCUCGUGCAUGAGGUUGAGCAGCGCAAUCGUCUGAAGCUGAUCCUCCCUUGGCUCGAAGUCCGUGUUCAGUCAGGCAGCCAGGAUCCCGCUGUGUACAAUGCGAUGGCCAAAAUCUAUAUUGACAGCAACAACAACCCUGAAGCCUUCCUUAAGGAGAAUAACCUGUACGAGCCUCUUGUGGUCGGCAAGUUCUGCGAAAAGCGGGAUCCUUACCUUGCAUACAUCGCAUAUGCUAAGGGCUUUUGCGAUGAUGAGCUCAUUGCGAUUACCAACGAGAAUUCCAUGUUCAAGCAGCAGGCUCGCUACCUCGUCAAGCGCCGUCAGCCUGAGCUUUGGGCUCAAGUCCUCGUCGGCGACAACAUGCACCGCCGGGCUCUCAUUGAUCAGGUCGUCGCAACCGCUUUGCCGGAGUGCACUGAUCCCGACGACGUCUCGAUUACUGUCAAAGCUUUCCUGACUGCUGACCUGCCUAUCGAGUUGAUCGAGAUGCUUGAGAAGAUCAUCAUCGAGCCCUCUCCCUUCAGCGACAACCGCAAUCUACAGAAUCUGUUGUUGCUCACAGCUAUUCGUGCAGACAAGGGCAAAGUCGUUGGCUACAUCAAUAAACUCCAGAACUACGACUCUGGAGAGAUUGCGAAGAUUGCUACCGACCAUGGUCUUUACGAAGAGGCCUUCACAAUCUACAAGAAAUACGAGCAACAUGAUAUGGCUAUUAACGUCCUCGUGGAGCACAUUGCCUCUAUCGACCGUGGUCUUGAGUAUGCAAAGAAGAUAAACAAGCCUGAGGUCUGGAGCCGCCUCGGCAAGGCUCAGCUGGACGGUCUGCGCGUCAAGGAUGCCAUCGACUCUUACAUCAAGGCCGAGGAUCCGUCUAACUAUGCCGAAGUCAUCGAAAUCUCGAACCACGCUGGCAAACACGAUGAUCUCGUUCGCUUCCUUCAGAUGGCUCGCAAGCAUGUCAGGGAACCCAAGGUCGACACGGAGCUGGCAUACGCCUACGCGAAGACCGAUCGUCUACAUGACAUGGAGGACUUCCUUGCCAUGACCAACGUCGCUGACAUCCUUGAGGUUGGGGAAAAGUGUUUCGAAGACGAGCUCUACCAAGCCGCGAAGCUUCUGUUCACGAGCAUUUCCAACUGGGCACGUCUUGCAACGACUUUGAUCUACCUCGGAGAAAAUCAGGCUGCUGUCGAGAGUGCCCGCAAGGCUGGCAACACUCAAGUCUGGAAACAGGUACACGCUGCCUGUAUCGAGAAGACAGAGUUCCGACUUGCUCAAAUCUGUGGUCUGAACAUCGUCGUCCACGCAGAAGAGUUGCCAGGCAUCGUCGCAUCGUAUGAACGCCGUGGCCAUUUCGACGAGGUUCUUGCUCUGCUGGAGGCUGCCCUGAGUCUCGAGCGUGCUCAUAUGGGUAUUUUCACGGAACUCGCUGUCCUCUACAGCAAAUACCGUCCCGAGAAACUCAUGGAACACCUUAAACUCUUUGUUGCCCGCAUCAACAUCCCUAAGGUCAUCAAGGCCACCGAAAGAGCCCACCUAUGGCCAGAGCUGGUCUUCCUGUACAUCAAGUAUGAUGAAUUUGACAAUGCCGCUCUGGCGAUGAUUGAGCGGUCUGCUGAUGCAUGGGAGCACAACCAGUUCAAGGACACGAUCGUCCGUUCUGCGAACAUCGAAAUCUAUUACAAGGCUUUGUCGUUCUACCUUCAGGAGCAGCCGACGUUGCUGACAGACUUGCUCUCCGUGAUGAUUCCUCGUAUUGACCACACUCGGGUUGUCCGCAUGUUCCGCCAAAUUGAUCACAUUCCCCUCAUUCGGGCCUACCUCAUCGCUGUCCAGGAGCUCAAUAUUGAGGCCGUCAAUGACGCAUACAAUGACUUACUGAUCGAAGAGGAAGACUACAAGACUCUCCGCGACUCAAUCGACAGCUUCGACAACUUUGACAACAUUGGCUUGGCCCAACGUCUCGAGCGACAUGGCCUUUUGGAGUUCAGGCGGCUCGCUGCUCAUCUAUACAAGAAGAACUCUCGCUGGGAAGAGUCAAUAUCAAUGUCGAAGCAGGACAAGCUCUAUAAGGAUGCUAUGGUCACUGCCUCGGCCUCGGGAUCGACCGAAGUUGCGGAGGAUUUGUUGUCAUACUUCGUCGACAUUGGCAAUAAGGAGUGCUUCGCUGCGAUGCUGUUUAUCUGCUUCGAUCUCCUUCGCCCCGAUAUUGUAGAAGAGCUCUCCUGGCAACAUGGUUUGAACGACUUCUACAUGCCGUUCCGUAUCCAGGUUCAGCGUUCCUUGGUGGAAAAGAUGGCUGCACUUGAGAAGGAAGUUCGCGAACGUUCCAAGAAAGAGGCACAAAAGGAAGAGCAGGAGGCUGAGGCACCUAUAAUCAAUCCCGCCAAUCGCCUCAUGAUUACGCAAGGCUCAAUGAACGGUUAUCCCACCCAGGGCCCUGCGAUGACCAACGGAACAGGAAUGGGUAUGAUGCCUAUGAUGACUGGCUUCGGUGGUUUCUAGUUACCAUGUCUAUCGCGAGUGAUAUUAUUGUACCACGCAUGCUUGCUUUUAC
Molecule: messenger RNA, 5175 nt
Organism: Coniophora puteana RWD-64-598 SS2
Lineage: Eukaryota; Fungi; Basidiomycota; Agaricomycetes; Boletales; Coniophoraceae
Product: clathrin heavy chain 1
Exons: 23
Coding region: 66-5123 (1685 amino acids)
Biological process (GO): Golgi to endosome transport; receptor-mediated endocytosis; intracellular protein transport
Cellular component (GO): actin cortical patch; clathrin complex; clathrin coat of coated pit
Molecular function (GO): clathrin light chain binding; structural molecule activity
Source: RefSeq, a predicted model, not a curated record